Messenger RNA from Fimicolochytrium jonesii, 2173 nucleotides. RefSeq names its product rhomboid family-domain-containing protein. Gene Ontology annotation, cellular component: membrane. NCBI's taxonomy places the organism in Eukaryota, Fungi, Chytridiomycota, Chytridiomycetes, Spizellomycetales, Powellomycetaceae. The transcript is spliced from 3 exons. Gene Ontology annotation, molecular function: serine-type endopeptidase activity. Gene Ontology annotation, biological process: proteolysis. The record is from RefSeq and is a predicted model, not a curated record. The coding region runs from base 158 to 1894 and encodes 578 amino acids.
CUCAUCCCUACAUGAGCUUAUUUUCCCGCCAUUCCAAGAGGCAGAUCCCCCACGCAGAUCCUUCAAAACGCAAGCGUGCAAACUCCGCCGGCCUUAAAAGCUAUGCCAAGCGCAUAAUAGCGCUGCAUCCCUUCUCUCUCACCAGACAGAUCAUACAAUGCAACAUCACCCAACACCACCGCCCUACGCCUACAGCAGCCCACUGCCCGGGUCAUGGCCAGCCCACUCUCGGACUGCAGACGGCGAGUACGUCCAAAGUUUUCCCAAUGUCACCAAUCAACAUCAACAACAGCAGCCGUAUUCUCCUCAGCAACAUAACAACGAGCGCUUCUACCACCUCCCGCCACCGCCGCAGCAUGCACGGUAUGGAUCACAGCCACCGCCUGUCUCGAAAUCGCUUGGGUACGGAGAUUAUCCGCCGCCGCCUGCGUCGUCGUACAGUGCGGGGAGUCCCGGGCGGUCUGAGCAGCGAAGGGUGUGGCCCGAACGUAUGGGCGGUCAACGGUUGCCAUUACCAUCGGCGCCUCCAGAAGCGGUGAUGACAGAUGGGAGAGGGCGGUAUCAAGAUACGCACUACCAGGAUAAUGGAUACGCUUUUUAUGCCGAUCCCAGGACUGCGACGAACAUUCUGAACGAAACAAGUGAUGGCUCUGGGCGAUCGUCCAGGCAGGGCUCGGGUAUGUAUACCACUUUGUACAGAGUGCGUGGCACUUCUAUCUUGGUAACCAAAAACUACUGUUCUGCAGACAUCGAAACAGGCGACUCGCCCCACUCCUCCACUGAAAGCCUCAACCCCAGGCGUGGCUCCUCGUCCUCCUACUACUCCCACCUCGCCGCCGAACAAGCCGCCUCGCAAAAAGGCCCACGAGCGCUCCAAGACCCCUUGGUGCGCGCGCAACUCCUCAACCAAAAACGGCACAGCCCUUACUUCCUCAUCCUCAUCACCACCGCGCAAAUCGCCGCUUUCCUCGGCGAGCUGUACAUGAGCUGGAAACGCACGGGGUCACCGAUCCAGACUUCCCCCGAUUUCAACUACAUGAUCGGACCGGGCCCGGGUACGCUGAUCAGUAUGGGCGCGCGGUUCGUGCCGUGCAUGCGGACCGGGACCGGAUAUGAGAGCUCGGACGCUCUGCAGUGUCCUGUGGGCACAAAGGGCUCGCUCGCAGGGGGCACGCUCUGCACAUUAAAUGACAUAUGCGGGAUGUCAGGCCUCGCCGACCCCAAACACCCAAACCAAUGGUACCGCUUCAUCACCCCGAUCGGGCUCCACGGCGGCGUCGUGCACCUGCUCUUGAACCUCAGCUUCCAGAUCCGCACGGGCUUCGCGAUGGAGCGUGAUUUCGGCUGGUGGCGGAUGCUCAUCAUCUACAUGAGUUCCGGGAUCGCCGGGUUCAUCUUCGGCGCCAACUUCAACCCGCUCACCCCAAGCGUCGGAUGCUCCGGCUCUCUGUACGGCCUCCUCGCCUGCCUCCUCCUCGACCUAUUCUACAACUGGCAGCUGAUCACCCGCCCGAUCCGCGAGCUCUUCUUCCUGUUUAUCCAAAUCGCCAUCUCGCUGCUCAUCGGGAUGCUGCCCUACAUCGACAAUUUCGCGCACAUGGGCGGGUUUUACACUGGUUUGCUCGCCGGGCUUGUGUUUAUGCCGACGAUAUAUUUCAGCGAGGGGGAUAAGUGGCGCAAACGCAUGUUGGCGGUUCUGGCGUUGCCUGGGUUGGGGCUGGUGAUGUAUUUCCUGUUGAGGGGGUUUUAUCGCGCGGGUGAUCAGGGGGCGGAUACGACUGGUGGGUGUGCGUGGUGUAAGUAUUUGAACUGUAUACCGGGGAUGCCGUGGUGUGAUCAAAAGUGGGAUGUGGCGACGACCGCGGGCGGGAAUGCGACGAGUGCGGCGUCCUGAUCUUGGCCACCGGCGCACAUCGGAGGGACAUCUGGUUUGGUUUUCGUUGCGUCGACCCCCUUUCUACCGAGACCGGAUCACAUUUUCCGCGGUUUCUUCAUCCACGACUAUCCGACGACGAAAGGAUCCGAUACCCCCCAUUUGUAAAACGUAUGAGCAUACCCAUCCUAUUUCUACUGCCUCCUCACUGGGGAUCUCUGCAUCUAUUCUCUCUCUCUCAUGUACUAUGUACGUAAAGUAUCAUUGUCCCGCAAUCGCAUGGUAAAUGUGCACAAUAAU